CACAGGGAUUCUAAAACUCUUUGCUUCGAUCAGCUCGAGCGUCUAGGCAUUCAUAGUCAGGGUUGUUUCCUGGAAACCGAACCUACGCAGUUCUCUGGAAAGUUGUCGCCCACUGACACCGAAGCUUGUCUCGUCGGAAACAAUGGAGGACAGAAAUAUCCACAGACAACAUCAUAACACAAAGCGGGGUAUCAAUCCAAGUGGCAGUAAUUGCCCCGAAACACCACUGUCUCCACGGUCUCAGCAGUCCUUCGAAUAUCAAUUGGAGGCUGUACCAAUAUUGCACUCGCUGCCACAAUCACAAUCACCAUCACCAUCGACUAUAAGUGUGGCAGAUAGAAUAGCACAUAUAUCCGAAGAACUGCCGUCAUCCAACAAAGAGAAUCUAAACAUAGCGUCUGGUGAUAUAUGCCACCCCGCCUUCUUCCACGCUGUCAAACACCUCUCAUCGCCUCUAGCUCCUCUCGUCUCAAUCACGACGGGUCUCCCACAUCGGGACUUUCCACGGACUCUACUGGCGUACCAUCUCCUUACCUCCGAUCAACUGGACGAUAUAGCUCGUCACUAUCACCAAGUAUGGCCGCCCAUGCCAGAGACAUUUGGCUAUCCUAUCCGGGUACCUGCCUGGGUCGGUACGGGAAGAGAGUACGAAUUAGACAUAGAGACGAAGCGGCGACGACUAGGACGAUUCAUGGGAUUAAGAGGGUGCGAGAGUCCGGUUGUUGAUAAUGCUCAUACAGAGAAUUGGCAGCGGGAGGCAUGCGCCUGGGAGAGUGACGAGGAAAUGAAAGAAAGGAUGGAGCGUGAGUGGCAAGCCGCGCUUCUGUGUGCGAGGAGUCAGGAUAGUGAUGAGGUUUUGAGGAAGAAGGCGGGAGGUUUUUGACCUUCAAGCCAUCCCGGUUAUAGGAUUUCUUGAUCAUUUAUGAUGCGAAUGGAGUCAUGUAUAGAUUUCUGUGGAAUAUAGAGAAUCACAAUUGAUCUUGCGACGAUAUACAGAAUCCACCCGCUAGUUGUUGUAAAGGGAGUUGGGAUGAAACUAUUGGAUGCAAGAUCUAAUGGCCCAUUCCCCUCGCCCAGUUCUGGACUACUAGAUCCCAAUAUUUCUCUCGACUACGCUCUCUGAACGUCUUGCCCCAUUUGAUCAUGAUGAGGAACACAGCCGCACAUGCCAUUCCAAUAAAGGCAGCUGAAAUGAAACAGUUCUGGUAUCCUAGGUUCUCGACCCAUGGUGUGAUUCUGGA
Messenger RNA from Paecilomyces variotii, 1241 nucleotides. RefSeq lists its product as hypothetical. Bases 143 to 883 code for a protein of 246 amino acids. The transcript has a single exon. The record is from RefSeq and is a predicted model, not a curated record. NCBI's taxonomy places the organism in Eukaryota, Fungi, Ascomycota, Eurotiomycetes, Eurotiales, Thermoascaceae.